Molecule: messenger RNA, 1917 nt
Organism: Diplodia corticola
Lineage: Eukaryota; Fungi; Ascomycota; Dothideomycetes; Botryosphaeriales; Botryosphaeriaceae
Product: high-affinity methionine permease
Exons: 6
Coding region: 1-1917 (638 amino acids)
Biological process (GO): amino acid transmembrane transport
Cellular component (GO): membrane
Molecular function (GO): L-amino acid transmembrane transporter activity
Source: RefSeq, a predicted model, not a curated record
AUGGCCGUAGACGAGGAGACCUGCGCCGAGGCCCGCUCCGUCGGAGGGAGCAUCGAACUGGACCUUGAGGAUCGCCUGUACCUUGAGGCUCACAACGACCCCGAACGCAUUGCAAACAAGUUUUCCAAAGGCCCCCAGCGCCUGGGCUUCUGGUCGAUAGUAUGCAUCAUAAUCAACAGGAUGAUGGGGAGCGGUAUCUUCAAGACGCCAACGACUUUACUGAAGGGCACACAAAGCGUCGGAGUGUCUCUCAUGUUCUGGUUCUGCGGUGCUCUUGCAACCAUUGCCGGCGCCAUGGUGUUCAUUGAGUUCGGCCUGACCACACCGCGAUACCUUAUCGAUGGCCGCAAGGAGGCUGUGCCACGGAAUGGAGGCGAGCUUGUAUACCUCCAAUAUCUUUUUAAGAAGCCUAGAUAUCUCGUUACCUGCGUCUAUGGACUCCUCUUUAUCGUCGUCGGCAACAUGGCUGGUAACUCUAUAGCCUUUGGAGACUACAUACUGAGAGCAGCUGGCCAUGAGAACCCAAGUAGGGCUGCAGUACGCGGCAUCGCCCUUGGCGUUAUCACCUUCACAUGCAUCUUCCACGGGACAUGGAGAAAAGGCGGCAUCUGGCUGAACAACUUCUUUGCUGUGCUUAAAGUGGCCACUCUUUGCUUCAUUGUUGUCGUUGGUUUCUGCGCUCUUGGAGGAGUCUUCGGCGACAAAGCGAACAAGGCAGCCACAAACUACGCCACCGACAAAUCGUUUAGCAACACAUCCGACUCAUCAUAUGGCUAUGCGGAGGGAUUUCUUUCUGUAAUCUUUGCCUAUACUGGAUUCACGCAGUCAAAUUAUGUCCUUAGCGAAGUCGAUCAGCCGCGCAAAAAGUUUCGCAAAGGCGUUCUAUCCGCAGUGAGUCUAAUGUGUGUACUAUACAUGCUAGUCAAUGUCGCCUAUUUCAUUGUUGUUGAUAAGGACGAUCCAAGGCUUGGUGCAUCAGAUGUGUCUACGCUAUUUUUCAAGAACACGUUUGGUGGUGGAGCAGCCCCAAGAGUUCUCAACGCGUUCAUGGCCAUCUCUGGUCUCGGUAACAUCAUCGUUAUGACAUUCACCGCAGCCCGCGUUAAACAGGAGAUUGCCAAGGAAGGUAUUCUGCCUUGGCCCAAGUUCUUCGGCCAGAGUAGUAAUGUUUUUGGCCGCACUUCGAACCGCCUGCUCGGCCGGCCAGUCAAAGACGCGGCAUCCAUUGAAGCAACACCGGUCGGCGCGUUGGCUUUACACUGGGCCUUCUCCGUCCUCCUCAUCCUCGCCACUUGGGGCCAAUCCACCGAAAACGCAUACAGCGUCCUCACGCUUCUCUACUCGUACUGCAUCGGCUCAUUGCUCAGCACAGUGCUUGGCCUGGGCAUGUUGUAUCUCCGACUAUUCACUCCACGCCGCCGCCGCAGCAGCAGCAGCCCCGAAGACGACAAGGACCAGUUUUCGAUGCACAGCCACAGCAGCCGACGUCGAGGUGGCUGGCGGGCGAAAUCGCCUUUCAACCACUACGUUUCGACAGCGUGUGCCUUCGUCUUCUUCAUCGCGAACCUCUACCCGCUCAUCGGCAACUGGAUUCCGCCGUCGACUAUCUCCGAGAACCCCCCGCGCUCGUCAUUGCACGACCUCGUUCCCGAUUACCCUUGGUAUCUCGUUCCCGCCGUCGGCUGGGCACUCGUCGGCUGCGGCGUGCUAUACUGGGGCGCCUUCGCGUUCCUCGUCCCGCAGAUUGGGUACCGCAAGGGCAAGGAAUUCGUCGUCGAAAGGGAGCCGAUUUUCCACAUCGAGCAUGGGUAUCACGUGCAAUUGCAUGAGAUUGUGAGCUUCCACUGGGUGGUGAAGGGCGUGACGGGCGGGAGCGAGAGCGGGAGCGAGGAGGCAUAUGAUUCCGAUGGACGGUGA